GUAUACAUCUUAUCUAGCAUAAAGUUCAUCAAUGACCUGUUUGUAGAAUUCUACAUACGCACGAUGAAACGUGUCAUAACGUCGAUCAUAAUCGAUGAUAUAACAAUUGUCGCCGUUUUCAUAAUCGAGGUCCAAUCAACGAGAGAAGAAAAGAUUUUCUUGAUAAAAAAAAAAUAAAAAAUAUAAAAAAAAGAAGAAAAACUGAUCAGUGAGUUUGUAAAAAAAAAAAAUAAAAAAAAAAAGUAAAAUUAAGCAAAUUUGAAGAAAAAAUAAAUGGAAUGGAAAAGAUGAGAUAACGCGUGUACGAUCUUGAUUGGUAAUAAUAAUUAUUGGAAUUUAGUAAAAGAAUUAAAAGUGCAAACGAAGAAGGAAGUUAAGAGAACUAGUGAGGUCGAGAGGAGAGAAGAGGAAAGGAAAGGAGAAGAGAAGAGAAUAGUGCUCAAUCGGUGAAACGAAGUAAAAAAGAGAGAGGCGAGAAUGAACGAUCGCGACGACCAUGGUGGCUGCAAUGUGACCGGUGUACCACGUGACCGAUAGAACCAAUCGGUUCUUAGGUAGAACUGGCGGUCACGUUGCGUUCGGCGUGGCAAAAGCUUUCCCCUUUCCUCUGCACGCUGUCUCCCUUAUCCUGCUUGCAAGCAGCAAGUCCUAGGUGAGAACCAUAAGCACGACUCUCGACGAAUACAACAGUCCAAUUUUCUUCUUUCCUCGGAAAUCAUUGUGCAUUUAUUAUUACCUCUUUACGAUCAUGUGUUCGUUAUCAUUCUCGAGCGUGUAGACAGAAGAGAUUGUCAUACGAAGAGCAUAGACAUAAAUAUCGUUGAAGUGUACUUUAAUUAUCAUUUUAUUAACCGCGUUAUUGUGCAUUAUUUGUGUAGUGUUAAUGCAAAUUGCAUUAAAGAAAUUAUUAAUUCGUCGGAAAUUAAUGUUGGCAACGAUAACAGAAUUACGAUUUAUUCGUGACGACGUCAGAUUUAUGUUUUCUGUCGUAUGACGGGAGAGAGACAAAGAGAAAGGAUUGUUAGAAUUUCGCGCCUCUUUCAAAAGUGAUACCUUCACAAAUAGGAAAAGUAAGAAGAAGAAUCUUGGCUUGGAGAAGAGGUUGCGUUAGCAUAAAAUAAUUGCGUAAUGCCGCCGGACGAUUAGCAAUGAGGCUUUCGUUUUACCAUUUUCUUUUUAUUUCUGGAUAGGAAAAUGAAUUAAGUCUCUGCAAAUAUACGUUCGGUUUUCGUCGAAAGAAAAAGGGAGAGAGAGAAAGAGAGAGAGAGAGAGAGAGAGAGAGAGAGAGAGAGAGAGAGAGAGAGAGAGAGAGAGAGAGAGAGAGAGAGAGAGAACAAGUCGAAAGAGUCUUCUUGAGAGUACUUCGAAAAAAUCAGGACGACGGGAGGAUUCAUCGAUUUUCUACAAAAUGGAUGCGAUUUGAAGCUAAGAGUAGAAAGAUCGAGGAAAAGAAAGAAAGAAAGAAAGAAACGAAAGAAAGGAAUGAAAGAAAAAAUUUAGUAGUAGAAAGGAAAGGGACGAAGUUGAAUGAAGAAUCGUAGAAAUCGAGUACAAUACACCAUCGUUACGUCGUAAGAGAGAAAUAGAGAGGGAGAUAGAAAAGUAGAUAAAGAUAAAGAUAGAUAGAUCGGAUCGAUCGAUCGACCUAUAAGCUCUGUUAGAAUGAGUAGAUUACAAGAGUAAAGAGUGGAGAACGGCGAUUUCUAACGAAUAGUGGUGGUCGUGGUCGUGGUGGUGGUGGUGGUGGUGGUGACGGUGGCGGUGGCGUUUGGAGUGGCGGUGAUUUGUAAAAAAGAAAGUCUAAGACGAAUAAGACGAUAAAAAGUAAAAUGACGGGUAGUAGGAAAAGCGAAUUUGGCGAUGGAGUGGCCGUGCAAGGAGAUGGUAGGAAACAUACGGUUCAUUGGUUCCGAAGAGGACUCAGAUUGCAUGAUAAUCCGUCCCUAAGAGAAGGACUAGCUGGUGCUUCCACUUUCCGGUGUGUCUUUAUUUUGGACCCCUGGUUUGCCGGAAGCACUAACGUUGGUAUUAAUAAAUGGAGAUUUCUCUUGCAAUGUCUCGAGGAUCUCGACUGUUCCCUAAGGAAAUUGAAUUCCCGUUUGUUCGUGAUACGAGGGCAACCAGCGGAUGCCUUACCAAAGCUCUUUAAAGAAUGGGGCACGACGAAUUUAACGUUCGAAGAGGAUCCAGAACCAUUUGGACGCGUACGGGACCACAAAAUUUCGACGCUUUGUAAGGAACUCGGUAUCUCGGUGGUUCAGAGGGUCUCGCACACUCUUUACAAGUUGGACGAAAUUAUAGAAAGAAAUGGAGGCAAACCACCCCUAACUUAUCAUCAGUUUCAAAAUGUCGUCGCGAGUAUGGAUCCUCCAGAAAAGCCUGUAUCUACAGUAACAUCAGUUUGCAUUGGUGAUGCCUAUACUCCAUUGAAGGACGAUCAUGAUGACCAUUUUGGUGUACCAACGUUGGAGGAACUUGGCUUCGACACAGAAGGGCUUCUGCCACCUAUAUGGGUCGGUGGUGAGAGCGAGGCCUUGGCACGAUUGGAACGUCAUCUCGAGAGGAAGGCCUGGGUAGCGAGUUUCGGCAGGCCAAAGAUGACGCCGCAAUCACUACUGCCGAGUCAGACAGGCCUAUCACCUUACUUACGCUUUGGCUGUCUCAGCACGAGACUUUUCUACUAUCAGCUUACCGAUUUGUACAAAAAGAUAAAAAAAGCAGUACCACCACUUUCGUUGCACGGUCAACUUCUCUGGCGUGAAUUCUUUUAUUGUGCCGCCACGAAGAAUCCUAAUUUUGAUCGGAUGCAAGGCAAUCCGAUUUGCGUCCAGAUACCAUGGGAUAGGAAUGUCGAAGCGUUGGCAAAAUGGGCGAACGGCCAAACGGGUUUUCCAUGGAUCGAUGCGAUUAUGACUCAGCUCAGAGAAGAAGGUUGGAUACAUCACUUGGCGAGACACGCAGUUGCUUGCUUUUUGACCAGAGGUGACCUUUGGAUAUCCUGGGAGGAGGGAAUGAAGGUCUUCGAUGAACUUCUAUUAGAUGCCGACUGGUCAGUGAAUGCCGGUAUGUGGAUGUGGUUGUCGUGCAGCUCUUUUUUCCAGCAGUUCUUUCAUUGCUACUGCCCUAUACGAUUCGGUAGAAAAGCCGAUCCAAACGGCGAUUACAUUCGACGUUACCUUCCAGUAUUGAAAAAUUUUCCCACAAGAUAUAUUCAUGAACCGUGGAACGCCCCAGUUAGUAUACAAAGAGCAGCAAAGUGCAUAAUCGGCAAGGAAUAUUCGUUACCAAUGGUGAAUCAUAGUAAGAGUUCGCGGAUCAACUUCGAGCGAAUGAAGCAGGUUUAUCAACAGCUUAAUAAGUAUCGUGGAAACGGAUCGUCCUUCAAAGGCGAAUCAGUCGGUCUUUUAAAUGCACUUUUGCCGUCCAAUCCAAAAGUCAAGGAAGACGAAGAAAAAAAUAAUCGUCCAUUGUUAAAAGAUGAAGACAGAAAAAUGGACGCUAAUGAUGCUAAUACCGCACAACAGUAACGAGCACAAUACCGAUUGAAAUGACGUUUCUGAAGAAGAAAUCGUUUAUUCUUUCUUUUCUUUUUUUUCUUUUUCUUUUUUUACCUUAACUAUCAUCGACCAAUGUGAAAAAUGCAUCAUUUUUCAUAUUUUGCAAAGUUAACAUCUUUAAUUUCCUUUCUCUCUCUCUCUCUCUCUCUCUCUCUCUUUCUCUCUCUUUUUCUUUCAAUUUUUUUUUUUACUUCAUGGACAUAUCCUCGUCAUUAAGAUCGUUCUUUAAAAAGACAGUUUUUAUCAAUCACGUCGCUAAUUUAAUUACUAUUAUAAGAUUAGUCGUUUAAGAAACGUUCGUAUUGAUUUUACACACCCUGAGAGAGAAGUCACGCGAUAAGGUACAAAAUAGAAUAAAACUACUAUAUUAAAAGAGAUUAAGUAUUAAUAAGAUGAUAUUCGUUUAAUCAAGGACAAAAUAUAUAUUUGUUAUCUCGAUAUACAUACACAUGUG
Molecule: messenger RNA, 4011 nt
Organism: Vespa mandarinia (Asian giant hornet)
Lineage: Eukaryota; Metazoa; Arthropoda; Insecta; Hymenoptera; Vespidae
Gene: phr6-4
Product: (6-4)-photolyase
Biological process (GO): negative regulation of DNA-templated transcription; circadian regulation of gene expression; entrainment of circadian clock by photoperiod
Cellular component (GO): cytoplasm; nucleus
Molecular function (GO): DNA binding; FAD binding
Source: RefSeq, a predicted model, not a curated record